AUGGCUAAGAAGGGAGAGAUUCCUUAUCCAAUGUUUGAGACAAGGAGAGCCACAGGUGGGUGGCUCAUCACAUACAGGCUCUUCUCUAUCUCACUAUUCAUCGGAAUAUUCUCAAUCUGGCUUUACAGAUUCUCACACUUGUUCAAUAUCCAUGGUGGGGUCGAAGAAGAAGAAGACGAUGAUGGUGAGAAAUCUUGGGUCGUCUGGGUUGGUUCGCUUGCUGCUGAACUAUUUUUUGGACUGUACUGGCUUCUCACCCAAGCUCUCAGAUGGAAUCCUGUGUUCAGACAAACCUUCAAGCACAGACUCUCUCAAAGAUAUGAGCAUAGUUUACCGGGAGUAGACGUGUUUGUGUGCACGGCAGACCCAGAUAAAGAGCCACCAAUGAUGGUGAUGAACACAGUGUUAUCAGUAAUGGCCUAUGAUUAUCCUUCUGACAAGUUGAGUGUGUAUCUCUCAGACGAUGCUGCCUCAGAGAUUACCUUCUAUGCUUUAUUAGAAACUCGUUCUUUUGCUAAGAAAUGGCUUCCCUUCUGCAAGAGAUUCCAUAUGGAACCCAGGUCUCCUUCUGCUCAUUUGGAUGGCUUGUGCUUACCUACUUCUUCAGAUCAUGAUGACGACUCUAUUUGGAUCCAGGAAUUGGCAGCCAUUAAGAAACUAUAUGAUGAUAUGGAAAGACGAAUCGAAGAUGCAACCAAGUCGGGACAAGUGCCCAGAGACGUACGUUCAAUGCACAAGGGAUUUUCUCAGUGGGAUGCAUAUUCUUCUCGACGUGACCACGAUACAAUUCUCAAAAUAUUGCUUCAUACAAAAGAUUCACUCAACUCGAAAGAUGCAGAUGGGUCUGUUAUGCCAACUCUGGUGUACUUGGCUCGUGAGAAGAGAUCCCAAUAUCACCAUCAUUUUAAAGCUGGAGCCAUGAAUUCAUUGAUAAGGGUUUCUUCAAAGAUUAGCAACGGGAAAAUUAUUCUGAACGUGGACUGUGACAUGGCGUCUAAUAGCUCAGAAUCUGUGAGGGAUGCACUGUGCUUCUUCAUGGAUGAAGAGAAAGGCCAUGAAAUAGCUUUUGUGCAAUUCCCACAGAACUUCGUUGGUGUCACCAAGAAUGACUUGUAUGCGAAUCAUGUGCAAGUAUUCAACAAAUUGGAAGCACAUGGCUCUGAUGGUUGUGGGGGCUCAUUGUAUAUCGGAACAGGCAGCUUUCACAGGAGAGAUAUUCUCUGUGGAAGGAAGUUCAGUGAUCAACACAAUGCCAUCAAUGAUUGGAACAACGAUGAUGAUGACCAACUCAUCAUGGAAGAAAGCUUGCAAAAACAAGAACAAGAAUCAAAGCCUCUUGCUAGUUGCACCUACGAACAAAACACACUGUGGGGAUCAGAGAGGGGUUUAAUAUAUGGAUGUGCAGUGGAAGACGUGAUGACAGGAUUAUCUAUACACAGCAAAGGGUGGAGAUCAGUGUAUUGCAAUCCAGAAAGGAAAGCAUUCUUAGGAGCGCCAUUAACGACAUUGGGACAAGUACUGGUUCAGCAGAAGCGAUGGGCUGAGGGUGACUUUCAGAUUUUGGUUUCAAAGUACAGUCCACCAUGGCAUGCUUAUGGAAAACUCAGUGUAGGUCUCCAAAUGGUAUACUGUAACUAUUGCUUCUGGGCACCUAAGUCCUUGCCAAUUCUCUAUUACUGCAUCGUCCCUUCGCUUUGUCUACUUAAGGGCAUUCCCUUGUUUCCAAAGAUAUCAAGCCCAUGGUUCAUACCUUUCGCAUAUGUAAUACUUGCGGGAAACACUAGCAGCUUGGUGGAGUUUUUGAGCUGUGGAGGCACGGUUCAAGGAUGGUGGAAUGAACAAAGAAUGUGGCUUUACAAGAGAACAAGCUCUUUCUUCUUUGCUUUCGUGGAGAGUAUCUUGAAGCUUCUAGGGUUUCCUCUAGCUUCAGGCUUCGCAAUCACUACUAAAGUUGCAGAACAAGACGCUUCCCAACGCUACGAGAAGGAGAUUAUGGAGUUUGGAGGCUCUUCUCCGAUGUUCACUCUCUUAGCAACACUGGCUAUGCUCAAUCUAUUUUGCUUCCUUGGCGUAUCAAUGGAUGCUCUUAUAAGUGAAGAUGGUUUUAUUAGGGUUUUGGAGAAGAUGAUCUUGCAGAUUAUGUUGUGUGGGGUUCUUGUUCUCAUCAAUGUGCCAAUAUACGAAGGCCUUUUCUUUAGGAAGGACAAAGGAGGAUUGCCAACCUCUGUUGCCAUUAAAUCUACAAUAUUUGCUUCAAGUGCUUGUGUACUCUUCAAAGGCAUGAACUUCAUCACUUAGGUCUUAAUUAGGCUCUUAUAUCUUUACCGAAGUUUUAAUUAGUUUAUAUUAUGUUUCAUGAAUAAUAUGUUUUUCCCAUAACAUUUGCUAACAAAAAAGCUCAAUAAAUGUAGUACGGCAGAGGCCUAAUUUGUCGUCUGGUGUUA
Messenger RNA from Neltuma alba, 2444 nucleotides. Its product is annotated as cellulose synthase-like protein E1. Gene Ontology annotation, cellular component: membrane. NCBI's taxonomy places the organism in Eukaryota, Viridiplantae, Streptophyta, Magnoliopsida, Fabales, Fabaceae. The transcript is spliced from 8 exons. The record is from RefSeq and is a predicted model, not a curated record. The coding region runs from base 1 to 2298 and encodes 765 amino acids. Gene Ontology annotation, molecular function: cellulose synthase (UDP-forming) activity. Gene Ontology annotation, biological process: cellulose biosynthetic process.